Paraphaeosphaeria sporulosa is the source of this 414-nucleotide messenger RNA. RefSeq lists its product as uncharacterized. NCBI's taxonomy places the organism in Eukaryota, Fungi, Ascomycota, Dothideomycetes, Pleosporales, Didymosphaeriaceae. Bases 1 to 414 code for a protein of 137 amino acids. The record is from RefSeq and is a predicted model, not a curated record. The transcript has 3 exons.
AUGCAUGGCCUCAAGAUGCUCGGCUCAGUCAUUCUAUUUGCGCUUUCCGUUGUUGCCCAGAAAGCGUCAUCCGUUACACCAGCCUCAGCGAUGCCAGUAGUGACUAUGAUGUGGGGCGAAUCCAAGCCCACGAACGCGGCCCUUGCAGCGUCAGCUGAGUCCGUCGGCAGUGCAAUGGCGUCGCAAAUCGCUACUGCCGCAUCAAAGAUGAACAUGUCCGGCAUGUCCAUGGCCACUGGCACGACAAAGACGAUGUCUGAGAUGUCGGGGAUGAGCAUGACCAGCGUGAGCGGUAUGAGUAUGGGGACGGCCAGUGCUACAGGCAUGAUGAUGGGAGGUGCCCCACAGGACGCAGCUUGGGGGGCAGGCAUUUCAAUGCUAAUGAUGGGGAUGGGGGCUGCGUUAGUGGUGUAG